Molecule: messenger RNA, 1814 nt
Organism: Wyeomyia smithii (pitcher-plant mosquito)
Lineage: Eukaryota; Metazoa; Arthropoda; Insecta; Diptera; Culicidae
Exons: 3
Coding region: 99-1724 (541 amino acids)
Biological process (GO): long-chain fatty acid metabolic process; fatty-acyl-CoA biosynthetic process
Molecular function (GO): long-chain fatty acid-CoA ligase activity
Source: RefSeq, a predicted model, not a curated record
CCGGAUUCAGUCGAGUGUUCCUACCGUAUCAGCUCGGUAGUCUAUCAUAGCUGCGCACCUGGUUGAAGAAGUAGUGUACUUUCAAUUUAAAAAAAAAAAUGACCCAAGAAGAUGAGCAAUACAUCCUGUACGGAGGUCCUGACCCAACUGAAAUGCUGCAGGAUGGAUCCCUAGGAGAAAUGAUGGUGAACGAAUUUCGGGCGAAGCCACAAAACAUCGCAUUGAUCGACCCGGUGACGGAGGCUCAGUUGACCUACCAGCAAAUGUAUGACCAAUCGUCAAAGGUGGCAGCCGGCUUGGUGCGGCUGGGCGUACGUAAAACCGAUCGCGUUGCGAUCAUCAGCGAUAAUUGUUUGGAGUUUUGUGUGGCGAAAGUCGGUUCAAUAUUGGCCGCCAUUCCGGUUGCCCUUUUGAACCCAGCCUACGUGGAAGCUGAGCUCGAGCAUGCCAUCAAUCUCUCCAAGCCAAAGGUUGUUUUCGUCUCGCCCAAUGUACUGGAAAAGAUUGUUAUGACGUUCAGAAGGUUGAAACUUACAGCCAAAAUGGUAACUCUCGGGGAUCACCCGAAGGCAGCCAGCUUCCCCGAUGUUAUCACUCUUGCUCAACUGAUGAGUGAAGUACCAACGGCGCAUUUUAUACCAGAUAAAGUUGACACCUUUUCACAUGUGGCCAUCAUAGUGUUGUCCUCCGGGACUACCGGAUUGCCGAAGGGAGUUGAACUCACACACCUCAAUAUAAUGACUACUGUCGCACACUCUAAAGAAACUCGAAAGUUGCUCGAAGAUAUACCGGACCAAUUGAUGGCUCUGGCAGUGACUCCGCUGUUCCACGCGAUGGCGGCUGUCAGUAUGAUAAACAUGCUAACCAAUGACUGCUGUUGCGUUGUGAUGACCAAAUUCCACAUUCAUUUGUUUCUGAACAGCAUCCAGAAGUACAAAGUAAACUUGAUGACGGUCCCCCCGCCAGUGUUGGUGUUCCUGGCCAAGCACCCCAUCGUCGAUAACUACGAUCUAUCAUCGCUGAUGACGGUAAUAUGCGGUGCGGCACCUCUGAGCAAAGAAAUCGAAGAUCGAGUUCGGGAUCGGAUUGGAAUUGCCUUCAUUCGACAAGGCUACGGUAUGAGCGAAACAACGCUAGGAGUGUUGAUGCAAUCCGGGUUCGAAAAUAAGGCAGGAUGCGUUGGCCAAAUUCGGAUGGGUCAAAGGGUGAAGGUGAUUGAUCCGGAGACGGGUAAAAUUCUGGGACCCAACCAACGUGGGGAGUUGUGCUUCAAGGGAUCGCUCAUAAUGCGAGGAUACGUGGGAGAACCCAAUGUGCUGGAUGAGGACGGUUGGCUGCAUACCGGAGACGUUGGAUAUUUCGACGAGGAGCACGAUUUCUUUAUCGUCGAUAGGCUGAAGGAGCUCAUCAAGUACAAAGGCUUUCAGGUUCCUCCCGCCGAGCUGGAGGCCAUUCUUUUGAAGCAUCCCAAGGUGCAGGACGCGGCAGUGAUAGGUGUUCCGGAUGAGCGUGUUGGCGAACUGGCUACGGCAUUCAUUGUAAAGGAAUCGGGUGAAGAUGUUAGUGCUGAAGAAAUCGUUGAUUUCGUCGCUAGUCAGGUGUCGCCUCAGAAGCGUUUGUACGGAGGCGUUCGGUUCAUCGAUGAAAUUCCUAGAACCAUUAGUGGUAAGAUAUUACGCCGGCAGCUACGGGAGAUCAUCCACGGCACAAAAUCCAAGCUGUAGUCGGUGGAAUAAAAGUGCGAAUUGGCCGAAUUAUGUGUUCUUAAGUUGGGAAUGGUUGUGAUGGGAUGAGAAAUAAAACUUAAAUUGUAA